AUCGCACGAUCAUCAGCGAUGAUGAAAGGCGCUAGUGUCCCCCCGGGGCGCUCUUUUACGUAAUCUGUAAAAUAAAACAAGAAGAAUCAACGAGCCAGACGCGAUCAGCGUGAGCCGAGAAACGAGGCUUAUCGUGGCGCCGUGACUAGUCACAAUUUGGCCCGAGUAAAUCGUCAUACUCCGUCCUUCUUCACUUUAUUAGUAUUUUAACGCAGUUGUCUUCCCACGUUAUGAAACAUUCGUGUCAUGAGUAUCUCGAGGGAAUUGAAAACUCAUCCAACGAAUUUUGCCUAAUCACAGUCAAUUUGCCCGAGGGAGUAAAUAAUUCCGCUGAAUUAUGCAAUCCUAUUAGAUAACGAACCCAUAUGAUGAGAGCUGUCGUUAUCAAAUCCGCGGAUAUUAUUUUUAUUAUUCGCCGCACUCAUCUCAGUCGCCCGAGUCUGCCAUGCGAUUUCUAGUUCCGCAACGUAAGUGCAUCCGCAAGUAUAUGGACGGAAUCAGUGUUCUACAAUGUAUAUAUAUUUAUUAUGUGAAUAAUUGUUGUGCAAUUGUGGAUUGUGCGCGAUCAGUUAAUUAAUUAAUUAAUUGGUAGAUUAAGCAAAAUAUGUACGAUAUGUACUGUUUAAAUAUAUACAAUAAUAAUUCGACUCGAAGUGAUUUUUUUGUACGACUGCGGCAAUAUAUUUUUAUUAUUUUUUUCCUUUUUGAUUAAAUACUUAGUUCGAACAUUUUACCGGAAAGAAUUGCAUUUUAUUUACAUAUAUACAUUAUAAUGCACAGAUAAGACAUAAUCUAAUCGGUAGAUGAAAUAUUUAUGUAGGAAGAAGGAAACGGAUUAUGCAAUCGAGAUAGUUAAUUGUUAUAUAAAAAUAAGUAUUGUACUAUUUUACGUGACUUAAUAAUAUUUAAUGCAAAUAAGUAUCAUCUGUUAAAACAGUUCUGUAACGUCAAAAUAGGCGCACGAUAUAUUUAUAUUAAUUAUGUUAAUAUCGAAGAAUUAUAAUAUUGUAAUUGACGUAGUCCACAGUCAUUAUACAUUAAAAAAUUCUUUUAUAAUUAAUUAAUGUUACGCGAGGUCGAGUUCCUGUACAACCGAACGCGUGAGAAUGAAAAUACAUUAACCAUUGUAUCGAAGGUUAGAAUUCUUUUCUGUGCUAAAAAUAGAUCCCAACUCAACAAUAUAUUUUUAGGUCGUAUCGUUCUCCAGAUUUCUUAUACGCAGUAUGGACCAUGCUGACACACACUUUUAUUAAGAUAAGCUUUUAGUUGUACGAGUAAGAACGCUCUCGCUUUAUGUAGCAAAAGUACUUAGUGAAUAUUAAUACCCUCUGAUGCUUCGCUGGAGAAGAUAGCACACCAUUUUCUUUAAAUCUGGCAAGCCAAGCUGGUAAGAAGAAUGCAGAGUACAUAUACAUAAAACCAGGCAGCUGAAGUGCAAAACUUUAAAUACCAUUGGAAUCAUACUUUUUAUAAUAUAACACAAGGCAUCAUUAUUAUCAAUCAUUGCUAAUAAUUUUAUAAUCCAAUGAUCUUGGAAUAGGAAAGACUGAACUGUACAUUUGCUUUCAGAUGCGCUCCACGCCGAGUCAAAUGACAAUAUAAAUUACACAUUACGUCACGCAUUAACGCAAAUAAUUAUUCCUUUUAUACUUUUCCACCGGACGCUCUUCAUCGAGCCAGAAAAAUGACGCAUCACACGACGGAUAGCGUUCUAAAGGACGCUGUCAUCCAGAUCGGCUCCGGAGGAUCCGCAGGCUUCAUCGAGGUUUGCAUAAUGCACCCGAUGGACAUCGUUAAGACGCGUUUCCAGCUCCAGGUGAAGUCGACCAAGUCAGAUCCGUUGUAUUAUACAGGGGUUCGUGAUUGCAUGACUAAAAUAUAUAAGACUGAGGGAUUGCCGGCGUACUGGAAAGGAAUUCUACCUCCAAUAAUUGUAGAGACCCCCAAGCGUGCUGUCAAAUUUUUCACAUUCGAGCAGUAUAAGCAGUUCUUUCUGUUCGGCGCCAGCGCACCAACCGCCUUGACGUUCUCCUGCGCCGGCUUCUUCGCCGGUGUGACCGAGGCUCUAUUAGUCAAUCCCUUCGAGGUGGUGAAGAUAACGCUGCAGUCCAACAGAAAGCACAUCAGGGAGACCCCGUCGACGUACACGGUGACGAGAGAGAUCAUCUCGAAGUACGGUUUCGGGCCGAGCGGCCUUUACCGGGGCCUCACCGCCACCAUAAUGAGAAACGCGGUGUUCAACUCGUUCUACUUCGGUUUCUAUCAUUCCGUGAAAGGAUACAUACCGCCCGAGCAGGAUCCCUGGUUGGAGUUUCUGUAUAAAUUUGCUAUAGGAUUUGUCUCUGGCACCGUUGGCUCGUGCCUAAACAUACCGUUCGACGUCGCCAAGAGCCGCAUCCAGGGGCCGCAGGGCAACGUACAGUACAAGGGAGCGCUGCAGACCAUGCACAUGAUUUACAGCAAAGAAGGGUUCAGAGCCUUGUACAAAGGUCUGGUUCCAAAAGUGCUGCGAUUAGGCCCGGGUGGCGCCAUCAUGCUUGUCGUGUACGACUACAUGCACGCGUUUCUUAUGACAAAGUUCAAAGCCUAACACUUGCAUUGCAUUUCGAGGAGCUGUGAGAUAGCUGUAAGGAUAAGUACCCUCCAGGAACAGAGUGAUAUGUUUAGUAUAACAAUAUAUAUAUAUAUAUAUAUAUAUAUAUAAAAACAGAAUAUAUAUAUAUAAAUAUUCAUAUAAUUUUAUAAUCAUUUAAGACAUAGUUCUUUACAUGCUUAGUGUGCCAAAUACAUUGUUUUUUC
Molecule: messenger RNA, 2799 nt
Organism: Ooceraea biroi (clonal raider ant)
Lineage: Eukaryota; Metazoa; Arthropoda; Insecta; Hymenoptera; Formicidae
Product: mitochondrial 2-oxodicarboxylate carrier
Biological process (GO): transmembrane transport
Source: RefSeq, a predicted model, not a curated record